UUGAGGAGUGGAGGACUGAGCUUGGGAGAGAGCAGGCUUUCAGAGGUUCACGGUUCAGGCUAAAUACAGAGUAAUAUCAAUGCACCGAAGCGGGCGGCUCGGCGGGUUGCUUACAAGCUUUACUGCGACUGAAUGACACCAAAUAUCGACACAACUUCGAUAAGGCGACCAUCACCCCUACAGCCCUGGCCAUGAAUAAACAGCCCAGCAAAGAAAGUCUCAAGGACAAAGUGAAGGGAAUCUUUGGCCUGGGACCCACGAGACCACCCAGCAAGCAGAACGAGACAAAGCCAUCUGAAUUCAUCAUCACGUUUGACCUACUCAAGGAACUAAAUCCAGACUGUGGUCUGGGCAAUCGGAUCCGUGUAAUCGGUCACGUGUGUGAUCUGGCAAAGACCAAAAAAUUCGAGGAGUAUGGUGUAGAGGCUGUAUGGAAGGCAGUGGAGGACAUGUUAAGUCCAGAACAGCCGCCUGAGGCCAGACAUGCUGUUCUCCUCCUGCUUAGGGCCAUCAUACAGGGACAGGGUGAGCGGCUCGGUCCUCUGAGGGCGUACUUUUUUAAAAUAAUCAGAGAUUACCAGCCAUCCAAUGAAGACCUGUCGGAUAGGCUGGAAGUCUUCAAGGCCCUGACAGAAAAUGGUAAAGACAUCACAUAUCUGGAGGAGGACAUAGCUCGGUUUGUUCUGCUGUGGAUGGACAUAGGUCUUACCUGCGACUUCCUCCACGUGCUCGUGAACCUUGUCAAGUUUAACAGCUGCUACCUGGACCAGAACGUUUCCAUUAUGGUCCAAAAAAUCUGCCUUCUGUGUAAUAGAACAACAUCCUCCACAGACAUUGAGGUGGCCCUGCAGGUUCUGGAUGCUGUGGUCUGCUACAAUUGCCUGCCCUCAGACUCUCUCACCAUCUUCAUCAUCACACUCUGCCGUACCGUCAACGUCAAAGAGUUUUGUGAAUCAUGCUGGAAGUUGAUGAGGAAGGUCUUGGGGACUCACCUUGGCCACAGUGCAAUUUACACCAUGUGCCGCAUAAUGGAAGAAAGGGUGUAUAUGGAGGAUGCACCAUUGCUGAGAGGUGCUGUAUUCUUUGUUGGGAUGGCCCUGUGGGGGGCGCACAGACUCCCUGCCCUCAAAAACACACCCACACUUGUCCUGCCAUCUUUCUACAAGGCCAUGUCAUGUGCCAACGAGGUGGUGUCCUACGAGAUCGUCCUGUCCAUCACCAGACUGAUCAAGAAGUACGGCAAGGAGCUGCAGGUCGUCACCUGGGACAUUCUGCUGGGCAUCAUCGAGAGACUGCUGCAGCAGAUCCAGACGAUAGGCAGUGCAGAGCUGAAGGCCAUUGUGUACGAGCUGCUGACCACAGUAGAGGAGCUGUACGAGCAGAAUGGUUACCAUGGCUCCACUGAGAGGUUCUUCAGUCUGGUGGAGAAGUGUGCUGACAAGAGGCCUGAUGCGUCUGUCCUGACCCUCAUCUCCUACAGGGCUCAGUCCAUCCAACCAGCUAAGGAUGGCUGGAUUCAGAGCCUUCACCGCCUCAUGGAGAAAUUCUUCAGGAAUGAGACUCGUAGUGUGAUAAGGAUCAAAGUGCUUCACAUCUUGUCUUUCGUCCUCAGCACCAACCGACAGCUGUAUGAGGAGGAGUUAAUUGAAGUGGUGGUGAUUCCCCAGCUGAGUGGAAUAGCUGAAGACCGGGACUUGGCCGUCAGGAAACAGGCCACCCAGCUCCUGGUGGACCUGGCUGAGGGCUGCAACACACACCACUUCACCAGCCUGCUGGACAUCAUAGAGCGGGUGGCAAGCCGUUCUCUGGUGUGCUCGGGGCCCCUGGAGGUUUCUGAGAGAGACCCCACAGCAGAGUCUCCUAUGGAGGAUGUCAGGACUGCUAUACUGGGCCUACUGGAGAUCCUGCAGAGUAAACUUUACAGCCUGCCUGCCAGCCAUGCUAGUCGUGUUUAUGAGUUGCUUAUCAGCCACUUGCAGCUUCACUACAAGAACAAAUACUGUUCUGCUAUCGCGUCCAGCAUUCGACUGCAGGUGUUUGACUUCUUUCUGAUGAUGCGAGCAGACUCUCUUCACCGUCUGGGGGUCCCAAACAAAGACGGCGCCAUGAGGUUCAGCCCUUACUGCUACUGUGACACAGGGGAACCAGAGAAGCGAGUCAGUGAGAAGAAGCCAACAGGUUCAGCGUCUCCUCCUGCUGGCAGCCCUGCUCCCUCCACUGCCCCUCCCCCCUGCUCCUCCUCCAUUCGCACAGCCUACCUUCCCUACGCACCUGCCUUCAGUGUCCUACUGCAGUGCCUAAAGAUGGAGACAGACUGGAAGGUUUUGAAACUAGUUCUCGACAAGCUGCCGUGGACGCUCCAGUACAAAGUCUUGCUGCUCACUUCACCUUGCAGCCUGGAUCAGCUCUGCUCUACGCUCUGCUGCAUGGUGACAGAUCGCCUGAUCUCAGAACGUUUGAAGAAGACCCCUGAUGGGUUUUCCCGUACUGAUGUUCAGCUGGCGGUGGUUCCCGUACUUACUGCAAUCACCUCCUACCACAAUUACCUAGAGCAGUCUAGACAGAGAGAACUGGUCCAAUGCCUGGAGACUGGCCUCAUCUACCGCUGUGCCAAACAGUGUGUAGUUGCAUUGACGAUGUGCACUGUGGAGAUGCCUGACAUCAUGAUCAAGCUCCUCCCAGCUCUCAUCGUCAAACUCACGCAUAUCUCGGCAACCGUUGCUAUGGCAUCGCCUAUGCUAGAGUUCCUCUCCACUCUGGUCCGUUUACCCCAUCUCUAUGCCAACUUCGUAGCCGAGCAAUAUGUUAGUGUGUUUGCCAUCUCACUGCCCUACACCAAUCCCUCCAAAUUCAACCAGUACAUCGUUUCGCUGGCCCACCACGUGAUCGCCAUGUGGUUUAUUCGAUGCAGACUGACCUUCCGCAAGGACUUUGUUCAGUACAUCACUAAGGGUUUGCGUUCCAAUGCCCUGCUGCCAUUUGAUGAUGGCCAUGAGCAAAGUGCAUUUCGAGCUCGAAGCACCAGCCUCAACGAAAGGCCCAAGAGUCUGCGGGCGGCCAAAGUGGCGAAGGCGGCAGCUGCAGUAGCCAAUAGCAGCAGCUCUCCAGUUAAAGAGCUGAGGGACCUGUCAGCCAUGGACGCUUUCCGCUCCCGCAGCAUCAGUGUCUCCGAGCACGCAGUCCGCAGGAUGCACACCUCUACCACCACCUGCAGCCUGGGCUCUGCAGAUGAAAACGCCGUGACUCAAGCAGAUGAGGGGUUGAAAACUGUCCACCUGGAGCUGACUGAGACCUGUCUGGACAUGAUGGCACGAUACGUCUUCUCAAACUUCUCAGCCCUGCCCAAGAGGUCUCCCAUCGCAGAGUUCCUGUUGGCGGGGGGUCGCAGUAUGACCUGGCUUGUGGGAAACAAGCUGGUGACCAUCACGACCAGUGGAGGGGUCCGUACUCAGGCACUGUUGGGCCUAGAUAUGGCUGAGCGGCUGGGUGGAGGAGGGGAGAUGACAAGGUCAGAUCCAUCUCUACAUACCCGGAUAACCAAAGAGGCUCCAGCCAAACUCGAGUCUCAGUCAAGCCAGCAGCUGAACAGAGCCACACGCAUAAGAGUGCGCUCCAUGUCAGGUGGCCAUGCUCUGCGUGCUGGUCCUGCCCAGAGUCUCAGUCCACUCGUGUCCCCCUCUGAGGGCGAGUUAGCCGCCCCUCUCUCUCCCUCUUCUGGUCCCACGCUGGACGGCCUUGGUCCUCCUUCCUCCAUCUCUCCCACCCCCUCUGCUCCCCCACCACUCAAGGACAAUCCCAGCCUGGCUGAGUUUGUCCCCAUGCUCACACAGGGCUGGGCUGAGAUCUUCAUACGAAGACCGUCAGGAAACACAAGCUGGUUGAUGUGUCUUGAAAAUCCUCCCAGUCCCUUCUCCUCCGAGCUUGGCAACAUGCCGCUGCAGGAGCUCUCCAGUGUCCUCAUGGCGAUGGAGGGGGUGAAGGAGCCACCUGCCCAGACAGCCAGUGCCCCUGCAAGCACUGCUGCCCCAGCCCCCAUGUCGGAGCCCCUGCUCCAAACACACAGCGGUGGAGGAGGGAAGGUGAACCUGAUCCAGCGCUCCAACACUGUGGGCGGCUCUCUCUGGUCUCUGGGUCUGGGCUCUGCCCCCCCAGGCCCUCCAGCCCCUGGCAGGUUGCACAGGAGCAUUUCCUGGGCAGACUCUGUAGUGGUACUGGAGGAGGGGGUCACCACAGCACACCCCCCAUCUGAUUGGCCAGAGGGUGAGGAGUUUGAACCAAUUGCCUCUGAACCCAUCUUCAUGGCUGCUGACAAGUUCACAAAGAUGCCAGCAUCUGGGACUCUGAGCAGGUCCUCUUCCACUUCCAGUCAGGAUGACGAAAAAUCCACUCUUGAGGAAGUGAGUGAGGGAGCAAUUCCUAUUGAUCAGCCAACUCUGGGACCCCCCACUCCCAGCAGCCAGGGGCCCGAGCUUCCCUUUCAGAGCCACACUCAGUCCCAGGGUCAGGGGCUGAACAAGUCAAGCUCCUCCCCGGAACUGCAGACCUUACCUGAGGCCUUUUCCAAGGCUGCCAUGGAGUCAGCAACCGCAGCAGGAGACACGUCCCGACCCCGGGCACCUUCAGAUGGUAAGUCUCAGCCCCAGCAGCCUCAUUUGGAGAAAGAGCGAGUAGAGGGAGGUGGAGCAGGAGGAGGAGGAGCAGGAGGAGGAGCAGGAGGGGAGGUGAACGGACUGGGCGGGCAGAGCCAAACGGGCGAAGCGCCAGGUGUGGCGCUGUCUCAGAGCAGUGGAGGGAGGAUGAGGUUGGAGUUCCCAGCAGCGGCCAGCCAAUCCGGACCCAUCUCCCCCGGCGGAGGUCACCGUCCCCGGGGUCACACCAUCUCAGUGUCAGCCCCUUCCUCCAGGAGAGAGAGGAGGACUGAGAGGGACUCCUACCACAGUCGACCUGGACCCAGCAACACAGAGAAGAUCUCUGGACUCAGCCCGAGCUUUGUCUUCCUCCAGCUUUAUCACUCUCCAUUCUUCGGUAAUGAAGCUAACAAACCCCUGCUGCUUCCGAAAACACAGGUCAUUGAUCGUGCUGUGAAGGUACUGGACCAGAUGCCUCCUUAUGACACACAUAAGAUUGGAGUGGUGUUUGUAGGGGCUGGUCAGGUCAAUAACGAGGUCGCCAUACUCUCAAAUGAGUAUGGAUCAAACCGCUACGCUGCCUUUUUGACCGGACUAGGCAAACUUAUCCAUCUGAAGGACUGUGAUCCUGACCAGAUCUUCCUCGGUGGGCUCGACCAGUAUGGGGAUGAUGGAGAAUUCACCUACUGCUGGCAUGACGACAUCAUGCAGGCUAUCUUCCACAUCGCCACACUGAUGCCAAACAGGGAGAGUGACAAGGGCUGCUGCAACAAAAAGCGUCACAUUGGCAAUGAUUUUGUCAUGGUUGUGUAUAAUGACUCUGGAGAAGAGUACAAACUGGGCACCAUCAAGGGUCAGUUUAACUUCGUAGAAGUCAUCAUAAAACCACUGGACUAUGAAUGUAACCUCGUCACCCUGCAGUGCCGCAAAGACCUGGAGGGGUUAGUCGACACAACAGUAGCAAAGAUUGUUUCAGACCGCAACCUGCCUCUGCUGGUCAGGCAGAUGGCCCUGCACGCUAAUAUGGCUUCAUUGGUGCAUCAGUACAGAGCGAACCCCUCUGAUGCGUACGCCUCCAAGUGGCUUGCAAGGUUACGGCACAUUAAGAGGAUCAGGACACGGGCUCAGGAAGACAUCCAGUCCCGGCCGACCCCAGGCAUCUCGCUGACCCAGGGACACACCCAACAGAACAAGGCUCCGUAUCAGCAGAGCAGCGCGGCUGCAAACACAGAGGCCUCGGGCCAGAGGAAGAGACUAGUCUCCACUGUGGAUGACUUUACAGACUUUGUUUGAGCCCCCAGACGGACAUAUCCCUUCAGCUCUGGGAUUACAUUUCUCAUGCUCACACACUCGCACACACACUCGCACACAACCACAGACAUGCACACACCUGCCUUAGAGCCGAGGUGACUUCCGUUUCCCCUGAUAAUGUGUGAACGAAUUCAGGAUGAUGGUAUGCACACUGAUUUUGACAUAAACCGGUUGGAUUACUGCAUUUGUAAUUGAGAACCUCUGAAAUUCAUAUCAUAAAGGCUUAUUAUUUUGUGCUAAGUAUUGAUAUACGAAGACAGUAACUUCUGCAUAUUUUUUGAAAACGCUAAUGCUUUGCACUUUUUUGGGUCUAAUCAAGAUGAUAAAGACAUGCAACAUGAGAUGAGUAAAGUUGUAGGGAACACUACUUUUGAAAGCAGUGUGUGUUUGUGUGUGUGUGUAUAUAUGUGUGUGUGGAAUAAAGAGACUAU
Molecule: messenger RNA, 6370 nt
Organism: Myripristis murdjan (pinecone soldierfish)
Lineage: Eukaryota; Metazoa; Chordata; Actinopteri; Holocentriformes; Holocentridae
Gene: tsc2
Product: TSC complex subunit 2
Exons: 42
Coding region: 192-5921 (1909 amino acids)
Biological process (GO): regulation of cell cycle; regulation of small GTPase mediated signal transduction; negative regulation of Wnt signaling pathway
Cellular component (GO): nucleus; cytoplasm; TSC1-TSC2 complex
Molecular function (GO): GTPase activator activity
Source: RefSeq, a predicted model, not a curated record